AUGACUUUAUUAACAAGUUCCUUUUUGGUUGACUGUGUGGGUUUCGUCGUCGCAAUAAUAACGGUGGUGUAUGCUUACUUCGUAUGGGCACUUCAGUAUUGGAAGAGAAGGAAUAUACCCUACGUAGAGCCCGUCAUCCCUUGGGGAAACCUGGAGAAUCCCAGCAAGAGGACGAUGUUUAUCGGAGACAGGUUUCGAGAGAUUUACAGGCAGGCGCGUUGGAAGUACUGUGGCAUGUUCGGCAUGACCAGGCCCAUGUUCGUCGUCUUGAACUUGGACUUGGUCAAACAGGUCAUGACGAAGGACUUCCACAACUUCGUGGACAGAGGCUUUUACACGAACGAGAAAGAUGACCCACUAAGCUGUCACCUCUUCGCUAUCGGUGGUACCAAAUGGAGGAAUUUGAGGACUAAGUUUACCCCAACGUUUACGUCCGGCAAAAUGAAGGCCAUGUUUGGUUCGGUGCUCAAAUGUGGGACAGUUAUGGAGAAGUACCUUGAAGAACAAGUCGGCAACAAGGAAGGCGUCGAUUUCAAAACAGUGUUAGGAAACUACACAACCGACGUCAUCGGUUCCUGCGCCUUUGGCUUGAACUGCAACAGUUUCAAGGAUCCAGAUUCUUCUUUCAGACAGUACGCAGCCAAGGUUCUAGAGAGAUCCAGGUUUGGUAACUUAAAACAAGCAUUCUGUUUCAACUUUCCGCACAUAUCUGCACUAUUAGGCCUCCGUAUGCUCCCGAAAGACGUGAGCGAUUUCUUCUUGAAGGUCAUAUACGAUACGGUCGGUUACAGGGAGAAGAACAGCGACACCAGAGAUGAUUUUCUGCAACUACUCAUCAACAUUAAGAAUAAUAAAGAUGCUCAAGCCAGUGGAUAUCAAGGCGAUGGUAAGACACUGACGAUGGACGAAGUAGCAGCCCAAAGCUUCGUCUUCUUUAUAGCUGGUUAUGAAACCAGCUCCAUCACUAUGACCUUUGCCUUGUUCGAGUUAGCCACCCAUCAGAACAUUCAAGAAAAGGUCAGGGAGGAGAUAGAACGAGUGUUAGCGAAGUACAGUGGAGAGAUAACGUACGAUUCGCUGGGCGAAUUGAAAUAUUUGAAGCAAGUUAUUGAUGAAACCCUCAGGAUGUACUCACCGUGCUCCUUUGUCACCAGAAUAUGCGCACAGGAUUACAAGGUGCCGGGAGAACAGGCUGUCAUAGAGAAGGGCACCAUGGUCAUCAUUCCUAUUCGCGGCAUUCACCACGACGAAGAAUACUAUGAAAAUCCUUCCGAAUUCGAUCCCGACAGAUUUACGGAAGAAAAUAAGGCAGCCAGGCAUCCUUACGCCCAUAUACCUUUCGGAGAAGGACCCAGGAUAUGUAUAGGGGAAAGAUUCGGCAUCAUGCAGACCAAACUGGGACUAGCCAAGAUACUGAGGAACUUCAGACUGACACUGAACAAGAAAACAAAGGUUCCAUUGGCAUAUUCGUUGGUUAGCGUCGUUCCAAGCGUUAAAGGUGGCAUGUGGCUGAAUCUUGAAAAACUGUGA
This is a messenger RNA of Anoplophora glabripennis (Asian longhorned beetle), 1530 nucleotides long. RefSeq names its product cytochrome P450 6a2-like. The transcript has 7 exons. Gene Ontology annotation, molecular function: heme binding; oxidoreductase activity, acting on paired donors, with incorporation or reduction of molecular oxygen; iron ion binding. The coding region runs from base 1 to 1530 and encodes 509 amino acids. The record is from RefSeq and is a predicted model, not a curated record. Lineage: Eukaryota; Metazoa; Arthropoda; Insecta; Coleoptera; Cerambycidae.